UUUUUUUUUUUAUAAAUCUUGCCUUGGGAUUUUUUUUUUUUUUUUGCCCUCAAAAUUUUAAGGAUUUUUAGGAAUUGUGGAGAAAAACCUAAUUUUUUAAAUAAUUUUUUGCUGGUUUUCAAGCACAAGAAGGAGAUGAAGAUGGAGUCAAAUCGCAUCACUGGGUUGACGUUACUCUUAAUAGUUUUACAACAGGUAAUGGCAGUUGAAGCUAUUUUUCUGGGUUCCUGGUGGUCUUUAGGUUUUUGUUUGAGUGAUGGGAACCCAUGUGCCAGGGAGAUCUGAUUAGAGGUCUUGUGUAUUUUUCUUCAAGGUGUCUAGCUCUGGGGUCUUCCAAUUGGAGCUUCAUGAAUUUAUCAAUGCCAAGGGGAUGUUGGCAAAUGGAGGGUCGUGUUUACCCAACUGCAAGACCCUCUUCAAGAUUUGCUUAAAACAUUACCAGACGGUGGUCUCUCCAGGAUCCUGCACAUUCGGCAGCGUGGUCACCCCGGUUCUUGGAUUCAACUCAUUCACCAUUAGGGAAACCGAAGGCUUUACCAACCCUAUUAGGCUACCCUUCAACUUCACGUGGCCGGUGAGACCCUAUACUUUGCUUUGCUAGCAUUCAAGAACAUAGUUAAGAACAUUUUCAGAUACCCUAAAUGUAAUUUAAAUUUAACUGAAAAUGCAUGUGUCAAUAUACAUUUUUAAUUUAGUAAAUGCAGAAUUAAGUGCCAACUUAAUGACCACUUAUGGCUCUUGCAAUGGACAAAUUGUGUAAUGUAACACUGCCUAAACUUGCAUGUUUAAAGAGUUAAUGAAUGUGCUUGUUGCUUGUCUGGCCAAGGAUAUUCCAUGAAUUAAUAACCAGCACAAAAUAUUUAUGUUUGUAAAGUAAACCACCCAUGUAUGUGUACAAAUGUGGCAGAUGUUAACAACUUCAGUUGGGUUCAAAGUCUUUAUUACUAAAAGACUCCAUGGUGGCAUAGUCUGCCCCCACCCUUGCUGCUCUACAUAACCCUAAAUAUGCUCGGUUUAAUUGAGCUUCAGACAGUAAUGCUAUAUGCAAUUAGAUUAAUUAAAAUGCACAGGCAGACGUGCUCAUGCUAGUAAUUUGAGGCUGGUUUACCAUUUUGUCUUUCUUUGUCUUCUUAUUCAACGUGAAGACAUCAGUAUUGAUGUUUUGAAAUGUUAGAUUUUAAAGUAUUUUUCAUAUGCUUUCUAUUUCAGAAAACUUUUUCACUGAUUAUUGAAGCUGUUCAUUCUCCUGCAGGUAAAUAUAUUUAUUUUACAAACACUAGGUGGCGACAUCAUUCCACUAACCAGACUUUAAAAGACUGCAUAAAUUUAUUUCCAACACACAAACAAUUUAAAUAUGUUGUCUUGGCAUUAAAAUAAUGUUUACAAAGAGAAUAAACUUUAAUCUACAUUCAAAAGCCAUUCCUUUUCAAGAUAGACAUCAGUUUCUACUUUGAUAUAUACAUUUUUUUUUAUGUCCCUCCAUACCUAAUCUCCAACACAAUUGCGUUUCCUCCAGUUUAUUUUUGGCGUGGGAAAGAAGUCCACUCUUUGGUGAGAAAACCAGAAGUCUGCCAAAUCGUCCUGACUGCCUUUUCCUGUAUUUUACACCUUUCUCAAAUUCCGCCCUUUGGAAAAGAAAUAAUGGCUUUUGGAUGUUUUGCUGACAUAAAGGAAGAGAAUAUUUCAACAAAACAAUUCUCACGUUGAAAAUUUUUCUGGAGGGUGCAGAUUUUGAUGCACCCCUAACCCUCAAUCCUUGAUGUCGCCAUUAAUUCUGCUAAUAUAUAUUACUGAAGACUAAACAUUUUUUAUAUUUUUUUAAUACAUAUAUAAAAAAUAUAUUUUUAUUUUAUAUAUGUAUUUUAUUUAUUUUUUAUUUUUGAAUUAAGUCAUAUUUACCUUAUUAUUCCUUGACUGAUAAGUGCCCAAUGAAAAUUGCUUGUUUGCAAACAGUUCCAAAUGUCUUGUGAAUUAUAUCUUUGGGGAUUCCAAAGUUUCCCAACUUUAUAAUUCAGUGGUUUUGCUUAAAUGUAAAAGAUUUUAUGUGUGGGAGGGGAACCCCAAAAAUUUAUUCUCACAUCAUAUAUUUCACAUAAAAAUAUUCCUAUGCAUUUUAAGUGGUUUAAUUUCCAGUAAGGCUACCCACAUCAAAUAGCCAUGCCAAUAGCCUCAGACUUGUCUCAAGAUUAGUAUUGCAAAAUCACAGUAGAAGAUGCCGGUUUAGAGAAUUUCCAAGGCAGGGUAAUGCAGGACAAGAAAAAACAAACUUCCUUUAAAUCCAAAGUUGUGUUUGUUAAACAGUUCUGCAAGUCAUGUUCCACUACAAAUGUUUUCAUUUCCUUGUUUUUUUUGUUUUUUUUUCCCUUCUUUUCUGUUGUUGUUUUGUCUUUAAGUGGUUAGAGGUUCCAAUCUCGAAGAACGACUGAUAAGCCAGUUUGCAAUUCAAAAGCCACUUAAUGUAAGUUCAGAAUGGACCAGAGAUGUUCAAAUAGACAAACAGAUCCAACUGAAAUAUUCUUACCGAGUGGUCUGCAGUGAACACUACUAUGGGGAAAGUUGUUCAAGACUAUGCAAACCUCGAGAUGAUCGGUUUGGACAUUAUAUCUGUGAGGCUGAUGGCAGCAUAUCCUGUCUGAAAGGAUGGAAAGGGGAAUAUUGCUCAGAACGUAAGAUUUAUAUAGAUAUAUUUAUAUAUAUAUAUAUCUCAUUUGGUUUUUGUUUUGUUUUGUUUUUUAAAUAACAAAGCCAAUAUGUGUACUGAAAUGUAGCAUACCUCAUUCGCAGAUUACUUUGUUCAGAGAUAUGAAAUAUGUUGGUGAUAUGUAAUCAAGACCAAAACAAUUAUAUAUUGUUAAUUCAAGAAUAUUGGGUGACUUUUUUGUCUAAACAAGAACUCUGAUGCUAGUUGAUUCUGGGCUGCAUUAAUGCCACUCAAGUUUAUCCACAUUUCUAUUUAGGGUUACAAAAUGCAUGUACUUUUACUGUGAUCAAAAUAGCAUUUUGCCAAAUCAAUCUAUUUUUUUUGCACGUUCUAACAUGAAAGACCAUGUUGGUAAUAGUGCUGCCGUUAUUUAUUUUACUUAAGUCCAAUUUAAUACACACAAUUUAGCUUCCUUUAUGCCCCAGAACACCUGCCACUUGAGAGCAUUAUUAAUCCCUAGAUACAUCUUCAAUCUGUGUCUCAUUCAGCUGUUCAUUAACAAAAAAAAAAAAAGGGGGUUAUGUGGUUUAUGUAGAAAUGGAAUAGUUUGUGUGAUCACACGUACAGCUUAGGGCUCUCCUUUUGUGAGCCGAAAAAGAAAGCGUCUUAAUUAAUCAAAUGAGCUACUACAUAUCUCACACAGCGCAAGAUACACAGACUUACUAUAAAUGCAAGCUAUCCCCUAUCAGCUUUUACGUCAAACCCCCUUUGGCACUAACAAUGUUACCAUAACAGAUUUAAGGUGCUAAUUUAUGAGAUGGCAAGCUACUAUAGUGUACGAGAGAACUAUUGUUCAUAAUUCAAUAGAAUUAUAUUAUGUAUUUACUUACGAGUUCGUAUAUAUUCACGGCCAACAUACAAAAGCGAACAAUGACAAAACAAUGAGAUCCUGUUUCGAACGAUUACAAUCUAAUCGUGUGUCUAAGGCAAAGGAAAUGGCUUGGCCAAACGAUAACCUGGAGACAGGCUGGUAUGCUGUUCAUGUAUAGUGUAGGAGAAACAGAGCACUGUGUUUUGUAAUCGUAUAUUGUCCAAUAUCAUGAUGUCUAGUCCUUUAUAACCAGUAUGCAUUUCAAUGGGGGUUGACAUAAUUCACACAAAAGCUGAGAUAAUAUGUUCAGCAUAUACUGCUAUUUCAUGUGUGUACUGGCAGAUAAAGGGUUAAUAAAUAAAUAGCGGACUCCGGUCAUUUUUACAUUUUGACUAUUUUUAACUUAAAUUUAAAAUUCUCACUUUAGUACAUAGCCCUAAUGAGUCAAACGUCACGAUCCACCUGACGUUAUGUAAAUAUAGAUUCUUAGGGAAUCAUUCAUUGAGCACAACAUUGCAGUGAAUUUUAAACCAGAUUGCUAAAUUUAUGCCCAAAAUAGGUCAUUUACUACAGUCAUAUUUGGAUAUUUAGCCAAAAUUUUGAAACUGGGUUUUCAAUUCAUUAAAAUUCAGAGUUUAGUAAAUAUUCCUUUCAAUGUAAUACUCUAUGACGUAUAAGGUAUGAUACCCUACCCUUUCGCCAUCUCUAAUAAAUUCAUGUUUGGCAUCUAGUAGGUAUUUGGCUCUUGACUUGUACUUGACUAAUGGCACACCCUGUAUUUUUAUUAUACCAUUCAAUAUAUAAAAACGGAAAUACCAUGUGUUCACAUGGUGGGAAAACAUGAAUGGUAGGCUGGAUCAGAUAAGCCACAUAUUGUUUGUUUGCUAGUUUGCUCAUUCUCAGGGUUAUCCACUAAAAUGCGAAUUGGUGGGAAUUGAGAGUGAGUUCAAGGAGAAAUUACAUUUUUAGGCCAAAUAGUCAAAUUAGAAACAUAGCUGUACUGAAUUUGAGUUUUUUUUAAUAAAAUGAUAUAAUGAGUGGUUAUUGUAUUAUUUCGUGGUUUAUUUUACCUCCUAUUGGUAUGCAAUCCUUUUUGAUUAUGUGAUUGCUAUGUAGCUCUGCUGGAAAUACUGUUCAUUAUCAGUCUAGCAACAUGGGGUUAACUCCUUAAGGACACAUGACAUGUGUGACAUGUCAUGAUUCCCUUUUAUUCUAGAAGUUUGGUCCUUAAGGGGUUAAAAGAAGGCUUUCAAAAUAGCAACUGUUCUGGUUGAUUGGCAAUGGGAUUACCUGUAAAAUGCCUUUAUUCUUAAACAAAUGGAGAAGAGUUAUCAAAGUGUCAAGUUUUCAAAAAUGCUGAAAGUGGGGCAGUCACCAUGAAAACCAGAAGAACCAGAGUCCACCGCUCUUGCAUCUUUGCAUAACUUUCCAGAACAUGACACUUUGAUAAGUCUCCUCCAAUGUGUCUGCAUCACUUUCCCUAAAAUAAAAAUGUACUUUUAUCAAAUUCAUGAUAGAACAGAAACUAAAUGUUUCUGCACAUUUUUUCCUUCUAAUAAAAGUACUAUACAACUGAGCUUUAAUUUACCCUAGCACACGCUGUGUCCGUAAAAAUGGCUUAUAUAAAGAAUACUUGGCUGCCCUCUGGAAAGUGCAUGCAACUCAUGUCUUCAUAUUUGCAUGCCAGGGGGGCUAGUGGCAAGCAAACAUUUUAUAUACAACUGCUUAGAACUCUGCAUGAAACCCCACUUAAGCUUCUUAAAUAAAUAUGCAUCAUAGGGUUGCGUUCGGUAUUCACCAUUUUUUCCUGAACAAAAAUCUCUUCUUCAUGCAGUUGGUCAGUGCAUGAAAAGUGUUGCCUUGGUGCAAAUAGAAUGUAUAUUGCAGAUGGGGAACAAUUGUUUCACUAAUUAAAGCACUUGUUCUGGGAUUGUUUUCCUUCCUGACCUAUAUAAUAAUUCUAUAUAUGCAUGUAAUAGAUAUAUGUGAAUAUAUAUUUAUAUACAGCAGGGCUGUACUAGACAACAGCAUGCAGGGGAGGAUAGGGACCUGACAAUACUAAUUGCAGCUAAGCCCAGCAGUUCUCUCUCUCUCUUUUUUUCUGUUUUCAAUGGGAAACCUGGUCAUCUUGAAUAUAACACCUAGGAAAGUAGUGUGUCCAUGGUGUGAUAUGUGUUUCCAGGCACUGUCAACACGUUAGGGAAUGAAAGGGGAGAGGAGCUGCGGCGCUGCAGGGUGGACACCAGUGGGCGUGUCCAUGUAAUGCGAAGCGCUUCUCUCUCUCUCUGGGCUGCAGGGGUCAAGUGUUAGGUGUCACGCGUGCCCUGCUAAUGGCGGCAAGCUUGUGCCACGCGUUGUUAUUGUUAUCGUUGGCUGUAGCCCGAGGCAACGAAGCUGCAAUGAACAGCUGUAGUCAAGAGGGGAGGGUUUCGGUGGCUUAAACCAGCAGCAGCAGUAGCAGCUGUUGUCUUAUUGAGAUGGGAGGCAAGGGAGGGGGGACCGCCUUGUUCAGAGUCAACCAGGCAUUAAACAAGACCCUUGUAAGCGUGCAAAAUCAAUGUCACCCGGGCCCAGCAGGGCAAAAACAGCGGCAAAUUAACUGGCUGCUGGCUUCCACUUUACAGACUGGGAUUUAGGAAGGAAGGGGGUGGAUAGAGAGUCUGCACCUCCUGGUUAUUUACACUAAAGCACAUUUUUCUUGUUGCUGCUACAUACAAGAGCUUGUGUAAAGGGGGCAUAUUGACUAAGCAGUGAAUUUUUGGAGAACUAAAAAACAAAAUGGCAAAACUUUUAGGGCAAAAAAAUUGGCAAUUGCUGAACCAGAGAAUUGUUUCUUUUAGUCUAAAUUUAGCAAAUUUGUUAUUUAGGUCACUAGGAAUUCACUGUUUAGUGAAUGAACUAAAUAUAUAUCCAGCUGAGUUGGAUAUGAAUUUCCAAGUCAGCUAUUUUUGCCUGAACUGUCCAGCGUUUUUUUUGGGGGGUGGGGGUGAGGACUAAGACACUCAGUCCAUCAUUUAUCUAAAGGGAUAGAUUUCAUUAAUUGUUUGUUUUUUUCCCAUAAUAAAUAGAAUAGAAAAAAACACUGUCCCAGCCUGAUAAGAAGCUAAAAAAUGCUGUAUAUUAUCUUGAAAUGUAUAAUUCAGUUUUACAUUUUUAGGCAGAAUUAUUUUUUUUCUAUUGAGUGUUAAAUAAAAGGGGGUAAAGAGUGACAUAACUAAAAUCACUUAAUGCAUCGUAAAUCCAUUUUUAUGGCAUUGUCACCCUAAACUGCAGGUCAGCACUUAGAUUUUGACAAUAUGAUUUCAUACUAAUUUUGUUCUGAAUGUAACUUAAUUGACUUUAUAAAUGGAAUCUGUUCCCUUUAUGUUAAACAUGCACAAAUGGAACGCGUUCUCAAUUGUCUAAGGCACUGAUUUAUUGUCAAAACUUUGUAAAAACGUUUUUCUGCUAAGUGUACCGCACAAUUAAUCUAGCUGUAAAUUCACAUUUCAGUGUACUAUGCUGGCUAUUUACAUUUCUGACCAUCACAACUGCUCCACAAUAGAAAAAAAUGAGGCAUAUCACAUGAACGCCUAAACUAAAUGUAAACGUACAGCAUGCAUGGGGUAUUUUUAACCCCUUAUAGACACACUUGCAGAAAUUAAAGGGAAUCAUGACGGAACAUUUCCGUCGUGUCCUUAAGGUUCAACACCUUUUCCUGUUUGUCAGCUUGCUUAACACAUGAACAGUGAAAUAAAAAUAAAUCAAAAUUCUACACAGUUAUACGGAGAAAUAAUGAAUGCCAAUUAACCCUUCAGGGACCAGUAAAGGAAUUAUUCCAUGAUAGCAAGGUGUUUUGUUUUUUGUUUUUUUCAGAUUCUGUACACGUAGGACAAUUCAUGAUGAUUUAGGAGUGUAUUUACUAAAAAUUGUACAUAAUUCAAAACCAAAUUGCAAACUUUAGGCUGAAGUAGACAAACUGUCUCCAUAGCCGAAUUGGAAAAUGUGUACAAAUGGCUAUUUUAGCACAAAUGUUGCAAUUUGUAUUUCUAUUCACCACGGUUUGCCUUAUUUGUUUAAACCUUGAAAUUACUGCAUGUACACAGAUCCCUUAAGGGGUUAAAGCAUAUCUGGAAGCCCAAAUGAGUGUUUAGGUAUUAACAAGUUAUGUCCUGUCUAAGUUGGGUUUGUCAUUGUGUACAUAAAACAUUUUAUGUUUGCAAUAUUUACCAAAGUUUUAAUUAUGUUUCCACAGCAAUUUGCAUGGAUGGCUGCAGUGAUCAAAAUGGAUAUUGCAAUAAACCAGGAGAAUGCACGUAAGUGAAAUCUCAAAUUGGGGUGUCAUUUAUCACCAUUACAUAGUGUGUAAAAGAUGUAUCAAUGAAACCUAGAAAUCCAAACUGAAUUGCAAAAUUCAGGUUAAAACACCCAACUUUUAUAAGUGAGAAGUCCUAGUGAAUUGAAAGUGAAUUUUAAAUUUAAGCAUAGCUGAUUUUUUCCCCCAGUUCUGCACUGUAGGCCUUCAAUUAAAAAUUCACUUUAAAUUCUUACGAUGUGUCUAUAGGGGAGUUAACAAUUUAUCCAAAUCAGCUAUGUUGACUUAAAUUUUACCAUUAACUCAAAAAAGCAAUUAUUGCACAAAACAAGGGGCACAAUUGCCUAGAACAGGGAUAGGCAACCUUCGACACUCCAGAUUUUGUGGACUACAUCCCCCGUAAUGCUAUUAUACCCAUAAUGCUGGCAAAGUAUCAUGGGAGGUGUAGUCCUCAACAUCUGCAGUGCUGAAGGUUGCCUAUGUCUGGCCUAGAAUAAGCAAAGCCCUCUAAAAUAGCUAAUGUCAUAUAAUGCGUUUUGUUCGUUUUUGGAAGUUCUAAUGCAGGCAAACAGAAGCACCGCCUCCCCAGAUAUUGCCGAACUGCAACUCCUAUGAUUCUCUCCCCACCUGUUGCAUUCAAAGAAUGCUGGGAGUUGCAGGUUCUAACACAUGGCGUUUUUAUAUAUAUUUCUGAGAUCAUUAUAAUUCUAUACUAAGAUGUGUCAUUUUACUUUUCUGGGAACUUAAGUUAUUUUUUCUUUUGCGUUAAUCACCAAAGUGUAAAUGAGAAACCAAAUCAGACCUCACUAUUAUCAUUUUAGGUGUCGUCCUGGUUGGCAAGGAGGUUUCUGCAACGAAUGCAUCCCCCAUAAUGGGUGUCGACAUGGGACAUGUAAAAUCCCAUGGCAGUGCAUAUGUGACGAAGGUUGGGGAGGACUUUUUUGUGACCAAGGUCAGUAUUCAGCUGCUGAGCUGCUGGCAGUUAACUUGUGUAUGUGUGAGGAGAUGUGUCUUUUAUGUUCUUGUAUAUAUGUUUUUAAUAAUGUUAGAAGGUGCAUUGUGAUUACAAAAUGUUUGAAGUUUUUUUACAAAAAAAUCCAACUUCGAACGUAUUCAAAAAUAACUAGUCACGUCUUCUGCACAUCAGUUUUUGCAUAUUUUGAUGGGGGCAAACGGUUAUACUGUGUCAACUUUAAUCAAGUAUAGAGGUUUUCGUUAUCAUUGAUAUUGAACGAUUUUCAAUAAACCAUUAGAUCAUCAGCAUGGCUUGUAUCUAGGUUUUAUUCCCAAUGUUUGCCCUUCCAACAGGUUAGCUGGAUCAGUGAUCCAAAGUAGGCAUUAAAUCAUUCUGUGACAUAAAGGAGACAGUCUGGCCUUAUUAACUCAGUCACACAACACAAUAGUCUGGUGGGCAAGUGGUAAAAAAAAAACUGUUGUAGAGCACAUAGUUUGUAAGCUACUGUUGUAGGCCACGUAGUUUGACAUCCAUGUUGUAAAGAAUGUUGCAAGUUGUGACUAUGCUAAAAAAGUUAAUAUUACCACAUUUCUUUUAUUUCUGAGAAUUUGAUAUAUAUUUUACCGUGAUGGCUUUAUUAAAUCUCUGCCUUUUCCUCUUAAAUUACUUAUGUAUUUGUCUUCUUACAGACCUGAACUACUGUACCCAUCAUAAACCUUGUAAAAACGGUGCCACGUGUAUGAAUACAGGGCAGGGCAGCUACACAUGCUCUUGUCGGGAUGGUUUUAGCGGUGUCAACUGCGAGGAGAAGAUCAACGAGUGUGAUAGCAAUCCUUGCAGGAACGGGGGCAGCUGUACGGUAAGAUAUUCCCAAAAUUUAAGUAGCAUUAGUUAGAAAGUGUUGCAAAGUCAAAUAAAAGAUUCCAUUCUUUUAUAAUUCAACAGUUUUGUCAAAUAGCUGAAAUGUCUAUGGAUCUGUAAAUUACAAUUCAUAAAGGCACUUUGUAUUUGAUAUAAAUUACCUGUAGAAAUUAGUAGGGGUAGAAGGAAAAAUUGGACCAUAUUUCCUAUUGGGCUCCUGAAAUUCUUACUUUGCGCCUUUGACCCAUCAAAGGUUUUCUAAUUUUAUUGAAACAAUAUAAAAGUUGGGCAACAGAAAAUAAAGGACCGGGUAUGAUUCGAGAUGUUCUUUAAAUCGUAGCUUGUCAAGCCGUAAUUUACACUUGAAACAUAUAUUUAGAUCAGUAGUGCUGUCCUGCUACAACUUCUCCACACCAGUACUAAGUUAUGUUUUUUUCCACUUCCUUGUUUUUCCUGUACUAUAUUGCAAACUUGUCUGAACCAGUGCCUGAUUCCUGUAAAAGUUUAUACUAUCAACAUUUCUGUGUGCAAGACUUGUAUACUCUAUUCUCAAUACAUGAACCGUCAACACCGGAUUAAAAACUGAGGGAUAUAUUCACUAAACACCAAAUUGUAGUGAAAUGAAAAAACGAUCUGCAAAAUUUAGACAGACCGACUAAGCACAGCUUUGGUUAUUUAACUAAAAUCUUGCAUCUAGGUUUUCGAUUGACUAUAAUUCCAUGGUUGGUCAAUAAACCCCGUCGUUUCUGUACAUUAAAGAUGCUGGGAUAUAUAAUUGCACUUGAUUUAAAUAUAAUUGAAAUUAUUUUAUUUAAAAAAAAAAUUUGUUCUACUGUGUGUUUUUAGGAUGUGGAAAGUGGCUAUAUCUGUGAAUGUCCUCAAGGUUAUUACGGAAUCCACUGCGAAAACAGUGUAUUAAACUGUGCUGAUUCUCCGUGCUUUAAUGGUGGCACAUGUCGAGAACGAGAACUAGGGGCUAGCUACUCCUGUAACUGCCCAUUGGGCUAUACUGGUUCCAACUGUGAAAAGAAAGUGGACAGAUGUACUAGGAAUUCCUGCCAGAAUGGUAAGUACCUAGCAAAAAUAAUGCUUUUUUACGGUCUCUUACUUUAUAAAGGUUUUUUUGUUUUGGAUUUUGUUUUGUUUAUUGUGAUCAUUCAGUGAUCCUAUUUAAAUAAUUUGGUUGUGGUAAUACGCAGGUACUUUCAGUUACAACAAAAACAAAGUUAACCUUUAUUUACACCUGUGUAUAUAGUAGUUAUUUUUUUAGGUUACAGUUUACUCAGUCUGUUUAAUGUUGGUCCACACCUCAUAAAAGGUUAUUCCAGGAUAUAUCCUCUAUGUUUUUUUCUCUCCCUCUUUUUUUAUUUUUUAUUUAUUUUUCUUCAAUAUUUAUAGAAAAUGUUUUGGUUUAAUAACCAACAUGCAUUUGCCAACACAGACAAGAAAACAAAAGAAACAAUUAGGGUUAUUAACUAAAGUUUAAACUGUACAAAUUCACUGUUAGCUAUGCUUUCAGUUCCGCUACUCUGGCCUUAAAUUAAAAAUUCUCUUUAAAUUUUCUCUGAAUUCUCACUUUAGUGAAUAACCCUGAAUGUGAUUAAAUCUUAGUUAGGCAUAGAAAACAUUUUAGAUCAUCAAGAUCUGUUAGAGGUUUCAUCUCUUUAUUCAAGAGAUAGGAGACAAGAAGAGGAGAAUUAAAGUUUGCCAAGUGGGAUAAGGGGAACACACCUAUACCCCAAUUCCACAUGGUGGAAUUUGGUACAUGAUGUCUGCCUUAAAUUAUUAUUACUUCUAUUUGUGAGGCAAAUCAUGGGUCCAGGACAUAUGAGAUUAGGAGUCUGAUAUAUAGAGUUGCUCAAUUUAUUGGAGAUGUAGGUUUAUUGUCACUGACAACAUUUUUUUUGUUUUUUGGUAGGGGGCCAAUGUUUUGACACUGGUUAUACUCAACAGUGCCAAUGCAGUCCUGGUUUUAAAGGCCCGACCUGUGCAAUUAAUAUAGAUGAUUGUGCCAGGAACCCAUGUUCUAACGGAGGGACCUGCUUUGAUUUGAUUGGUGAUUACCACUGUAGCUGUCCACCAGGAUACAGCGGGAAGUCUUGUGAAGUGAAAACCAGUGAGGAGAAAACCAGUGACGAGUGCACCUACAACCCUUGCCGAAAUGGUGGGACAUGCCGUGUAGGGCCCCAUGAAAAUAGACUUACAUGUAUUUGUCCUCCUGAAUACAUGGGAAACCUUUGUGAAUACAUGGAUCCCAAAUACACAAAAGAAGACUUUGACUUUCCUUGGGUGGCAGUGUUCAUGGGGGCUGGCUUGGUGGGGCUCCUAGUCUUAAUGUGUAUGGUCUUGAUGGUUGUCAGACAUUUCCGUCAACAACCCCUGCAGGAUACUAAAGCAAUGAACAAUCUAUCUGAUUUCCAAAAAGACAAUCUGAUCCCUGCAUCGCAACUAAAAAAUAUAAACAAGAAGAAAGAUCUAGAAGUGGACUGCAGUCUAGAAAAAUCAAACUACAAGCUGAAAAAUCACACAUUAGACUAUAACCUAGUGAAUGGACGCCUAAGUGGUAUCAGUAAUGGAAUUGGAAAAGGGGACAAGUUCCAUAUCAGUGAAAAGUCUUUAGAAGAAGAAGAGAAAUUCCCUCUCCGUUUACACAGGUUAGUUUACUAGAUUAUAAUAAACUUAUUUCUUUUGUAGCAAUUGCUACACAUAUGAAACAUUCAUUCAUUAAGUUUGUAGUGAAAAUCAAUCAAGAGCAAAGUUAUGUUAUUUUUUUCUCAGGAUCACUUCAAUGUCCUCUGUCCUUUCAGUAUACCAUUCCCCUGUCUGUCUAUUUCUAACACACUCCCAGAAUUUCACAUUGCAAUAUGCAAAUAAAUGCAAACAGUUUAUUACUUUAGAGUCUAGCGCACACGGAGUGUUUGAUUUGUAUUUUGCUGCAUGGCAUUUUGGGACAGUGAUAAUAGGAUACUGUGCAUAAAGUAAAAUUUUCUUUUGUAAUUUACAUAUUUAUUGAGAUUAACAUGGAGUGUAAGCAAUGUUAGCAACAUAGAAUAUAGUUAAAUUGUUAAUCUAUUUAUCAGUACGUCCGUAACUGCAAUUUGUACGUAAGAAGGGCUGCCAUCAAAAUUUUUAGGACCCUAUAAGCCCACUGGCUGAGACACAUACGAAACAUAGGUUAGCAGACAGAUAUAAUCCAACAAACGUUCCCAGAGAAAUAUGUACAGUCAUAGACACAAACACAGAUAUAUAUUCCAGACAAUCACAUAGGACACACACACACGUACACUCACAGACACAAACACGCUUACAAACAGGUACAGAUUCACAGAGUCAGACAAAUACUGUCAAUAUAUACCGCUAGGCAUACAGAAAAUACUGAGCACACACUUUGCUCAACAUACACACACAAUCACACUAAUAAAUAUUAACAAACUGCUACACUGCUACACUCACACACACACACCCUUCUACACAUAUCUUCAUUGCUGAAUACACGUUUUUACAGAUACACACACACACAUUACAGAUGUACACAUAAAAUAAGACAAUUGCAAACAAUAGAUCGCUAGGCACAGGGCUGCAUACUCCUGGUUCCACUCGAAACCUCCAGAGCGGCUUCCACAAGCACGGAGAGGAAGUCAUCUGACAUCACUUCCUCCCAGUGGUAACGCGAAGAAAGAGGAGUGGGUGGACAAUGAGUCCAUUAGGGGGCCUGGUCUGCUGGAGUACUGCAAUGUGGUCCCCUCCAUGUGGGUCCCAUUGCUCGAGCAGGUCUCUUACAAGAGUACAGGCUGUUACCCCCUGAUGGCGGCACCGUACACAGGAAGAUAUUUUAAUCACUUUACGCAGUAUAAUGAGCAUUAAAGUACAAACCAUUAAUUUGCAGCUUAUAAUUAUUACAUUAUUUAGAGGAUUUAUCAAAAAUAUUUGCAUAUUAUGCCUAGACUGCCCAGUUAAAUGUUAGGGAAGAGCUCUAUUUAUCCUAUUUAUUUUUGCUCUCCUAUUCAUUCCUUAGCUAAAACCUUUUUUUUUUUUGUAAAGCACAUUCAAAAAUUCAUUGGGGUCAACACAUCAACACUACCCAAACAAUGCAAGGUUAACCAUUGACAAACAGCUGCUGCACAACCCUCCUCGUUAACCACUGAAAUGCUGAGCAUUGUCCGCCAUGUAGAUUGUUUUUAAUUUCCAAUUGUUUAAGUGUUCGUUUUUUUUUUAUCUCUCGGCAGUGAGAAGCCAGAGUGUAGAAUAUCAACGAUAUGUUCACCAAGGGAUUCAAUGUACCAGUCAAUUUAUGUGAUAGCAGAGGAACAGAACGAAUGUGUGAUAGCCACAGAGGUAAGAACAUCACGGUUGAAAACAACCUAGGGGUGUAAUGUUUCCAGUGAAGCUGAUACUUCUCCUUAUGGCAGAGAUAAUGCUCUUAGAUUGUAGUAUAACAGCACUUAGGUAUAAGGGUGACAUCUUAUACCUGCACACACAACGUUCCAUUGACUAAAGAGUGAAUUAGCUGCCUGUUUCAGAACUGGUGAGUUUAUUAUCUAUUUGGGUCGCCUCUCUUGAAAAUGAUCUGUGCGCCGAGUUAAAAAUCUCCUCUCCGUGUGAUCUGGAAAGAGAUGAUUUUAACUGGAGAUUAAGAUAAACAAUCCAUUAUUAUCAUGACAAUAGGGAAAUUUACAAUUUACUGUUUUCAAUAAAACUAAAAGAAUCAUUUGUGAUUCCACAACACCCAUGUUUUGUUGUUGUAAAGACAGGGCUGUCUAAUGAUGCUGUACAUUGAGUCCCACUGAUAUUUGUAAACACAUUUUAAUUUUAUUUUAAUUACUGAAAAUUGGUUCUGCACUGUACAUACUUAGGAGUGGCUACAAUGAUAAGUAUACCGCAACAUAUUACCAGAAUUAACUUUUGUUCCUUCCCACCAUUCUGCAUGCAGUAAAUAUAGACUUAAAAGUAAAGGGCAUUUCACCAUGUACGGUUCAGGACCUGGAAAUUGUGACUUUCCCAGUGAAUUUGGGAUGGUUAGGAGGCAUGCACUUAUGGCACAAGUGCUAAUGGUCUUUUAGAGCCUCCUAAGGUGACACUAUGUCUACGUACAUGAUGCCUAUCCUAACCUAACCUGAUCAUGGAGGUGUAAAUGUGAAUUCACAAUAUUCCUUUGGCUAGUUUAACAUAAAUAUAAAGCUAGAACAUGCAAACCAACCCAAAAGUCCCUGGAGACGGUGUAAAUGUUUAGUGCUACAAUUCUUAAAUUGAGUGGUAGCCAUGCAUAUAUGCGUUGCAGGCCAGGUAAUAUGUAACAACCAUCUGGAGAUGACAUCAGGUGACAUCUAGCAUUAUAGAACUUCACUAGAAGAAGUGGAAUUUUAUGGGAGGGUAAAAGAGAGAGAAUAAGUUGGGUAUCCACUGUUGAUGUGGAUACGGGAGCUUAUACUGCCAUGUUGGAUGAAGACACUAGACUGACAUUUAGAAUAGACAUUGAAAGUAAACUAAGCUGUUGAAUGAGACAACAAAAUGACAUGGAGAAGGUAGAUAUGGUGUGAUAUAGAUUAUGGGAAACCAGACUGAUUUAAAAGAAGUAGUCAAAAAAAAAAAAGAAUUAUAUUGAAUGCAUAAGAAGUGGACUAGUAUAAAGAUUUGAAUUGCAAUAAACUAGAUACUAAAUGUAAUUCUGCAAAGCACCUUCAUCAGGCUUUUCAAAGUAUAAAAGAGAUCUCUGUUGCUUUGGGUGAGGCAAUGCAGUACAAUAAACAGUUUAUGGUAGUUAUUUGACAUGGACAUGUUGUACCUUUUCCUGCCACUAGGGACCCAGUUAAAAAGCAUGAGGAGCCAAGACUGGGUGUUGAAUCAGGGGUUUAAAAAAUACUGUACUAUUGUAUGCCCGUAUGCCGUCUAUUCAAUUAACAAGGGGUUAGUAUCUUUGUGUUUAUGUAUUACAUGUCACCAACCUUGAAAAUAUACAAUAGAGGUGCAAAUAUAUGUAAGAAAAUAAUAAAAAUAGGAGCAGCUACACGCAUCCACUAGCGACUAUGAAUGAGUGUAAGCUCAAAGGUUAAACAAAACAUGAGCGCUCUUUACUCAUGAAACAUAUUGAAAAUAUAAAUAAAUCAAUAAAACAGUAUUUUAUUCCAAAAAAAAUUAUAUAUAUAUAAAAAAAAAAUAAUAAUAAAUAUAAAAAAACAGAUCACAGAUGACCUAAACCUGCUGAGAUGAGAAUAAAAAACAAUGUAUCUCUUAGAAAGAGAAAAUAUAAAUCUACAGAAAUGCAGAAUGCACAACUGAGUCAGAAGGGUUAACUCAGACACUAGGUAAAAAAUAACAACAAAGUGUCAGAGUAUUAUCCCCACCAAACUCAGAAACAAAUAUAACAACUGUAACAAAUAAUACAAAACUAGGUAUAUACUGUAAAAUACCUUUCCUCGGUGUGGGCCCCCCACCGAGGUACAUACACAGAGCGUGUAGAAAAAGACAAAUGAAUAAAAAUAAUGAAUGAUGCGAGCUGGAGGCGGUAAUGGUAUACUUCAGGAGAUGUUAAAGUCCAGCAAAAGGCACACAGGAUUCCUCAAAAUGCUAUAAAGUAUAUCGCGGUCGGGAUCUUCAAAAAAGACCGCGAUAUAUACAGAACUCACUCACUGCCGACGCUCGCAAUAACUUCAAUGCCAGGUAAGUUCAUCCGAUGGGGAAAAAAGACCGCCAAAGUACAGAACCGCUUCCUGCUCUCACUCCUCAAUCACAGCAGGUGUAGGUUCAUCCGAUUCACCAACCUUAAAAUCAACCCAUACUCAAAUGUUAACUUUUGUAAUAGUGCUCAUGUUUGUGUAAACAUUGUGUAUCACCAACAGUAUGGUUUACAUCGGUUUACCUUUCUAACACAAGCUAUUAUCUUUUCCUCACAGGUGUAAGACUUGAGUUGAACACAAAGAAGCGCAACUUACAAGUUUUUGAUCCUCAAAAGGACAGCUAAGGAAAGAACGCGGUAUGGCUGCGUUGUUUACAAUUCAGGACUUUACUGGACUGGAGGUGAUAUAUAUAAAAAUAUGUCAUCCUCACAUGCAACUUGCUGCUUUCAGAAGAUCGAAUAAUCUGAGCUGAAAGGGGACAAAGAAUGUGAACUUACAAAAUAAAAUACAAUAGGACUUUACUCUUUUAAGCUCCUUGAUCAACUUGAUCAACUGAAUGUAACAAAACUGGAAGAAAAGUAAAAAGAAAAACAAAGCAAAAAGAAAACCGUUAAAGACUUUCUAAUUAUGUUUUUAAGCUACUUCUUGAAGUGUCCUUUAUAUGAAGCUUCACUCCACGUCAUUGUGUACACAUGUAUCUGUGUGGGGCUGACAGCGACGGAUGUUGGCAGACUUUGCCGUUCAACAUACAGUAUGUUGGUUUCAGGAAGGUGGACGAUAUAUGUUUGCUAUGCAGAACUGUUUUGCUAUCACGGUCUUAGUGUUGUCCUCCUGAAUUUAGAAGUGCCUAUAGCAUGUCCAGUAGUCUACAUCAUGCUGACCGAAGUUCAAUGCUCUCCCAUGUAAUACCUGAACAGUAUUAAGCAAAAAUUAUUUGUUUUAUCUUUUUUUUUUUUUUUACCAUACACGUUCUGCUUCAAAGGAAAGGUUUUGGGAUAAACUGGUUGUAAAGUGACAAGUGGACAUAGCUGUAUCUUUAAGACUGAUAGUACAUAAAAAAUAGUUGUGUGAUGCCCAAGUCUUUGGCAAGAAAUCUAUAGUCAAAGCCUUAUAUUGCGUUACAAGUCAAUCAUUCCAGCCACUUUAAAAAAAAAAAAAAAUUCCUUUUGCACUACUGAAAAUUGUGGUUAGAAGUGUGUUUUUUCUUCAAAAAAAAGAAACCAUGUUAAUCUGGUAAUUUUUUUGUAAUCAUAGCCUUACUCUUGCAAAAAAGCCUCAAAACAGCCGUUAUUAACUUAUAAUAUAGGAAUAUUACAAAUUAGCUCCCAUCAGUUUCUCCUUAUAUAUCAAGACUAUCAAGGGGUAAACCUCAACUUGAGUCCCGUUGAAUUCUGAAUAAAUCUCCCUUUGACUUGUUUCCAUCUUUAUUGCAGUAUCAAACUUUAAAAAUUUUUUUUUUUUUUUUAAAGCGAUCCGUUAAACAACUUGCCCAUUGAGCAUGCUCAUUUAUAAUUGACCUUAAAGGAGAACGGUCACUUUCCAGGAUUUUCAAUAGGUUUACUGAUAACCCCACCACCAUUUUCCUAUGUAAAUUCUAAGUUAUAGAAUGAUCACUGACCUCCUGCAGCUUCCUGUUCCUCCUAUGAUGUCAGCAUCCAAGCGGACAUAACCCGCAAUUUGCUAUUCAUAGAGGGGCAAUGGAUUGCAGCUAGGCAUGCACAGCCAUAGGCAACCCUCCUAUCAACUACCAGUAGCGUUUGAUUCCAGGACGGAGAUUCACUUUAUUCUGGAGGAGGAAGCACCUCUAGUGGCUGUAAGAAACAUAGCAACUAGACGAGGAGUCACUCCUUAAUAUAAAAUUGCAAUUUCCAAUAAACUGCAAUGUUUAACAUUACAGGGUUAAAAUGGCAUUGAGGUGAAAUGGUGUGGGUGACUUUAGUGGCCCUUUAAUAAAGAAAUGUUAAACAAAAUAGAGCAUCUCAUGAGAAAAUGUUAAUCCAAAUUCUGGGUUAUUUUUUUUAGUUUUUUAAAUUCUUUAUUUUUGUUGUGCAAAAUGAAUUACAAACAGGCCUGCAGUGCCACGACAGCAUUCACAGCAUUGAGUGUUGUGGCAUAAGAAAGAACUGCACAAUUUUUUAAGUAAGGAAACAAGAUAAUCUAAGUCAUGCCAAAAGAUGAGCAGGUAUUAGGGUUAUACAGGGUUAUAUAACUUGGCGCGUUUAGAGGUCAACAUGGGGUAGUUAUAGGAUAAGAGUAGCAUGCCUCGGCUUUAGAGCGAUCACCUGAUAUAUUAAUGUGUGAGCAGGAGAUUGUGGGUAAAUGGUGAUGCGUUCAGGCUAUUUGCGCAUUGCUUAAAUUAUGGGUUAUUUUUAAUCAUUUUUUCAACGGUUUAAAUUCCAGAGAAGUGACAGUUCCCUUUUAAUUUUAAUUUAUUUUGUGGUUUCUGGACAAAUUAACGUGAAUUGUUCUCUAUGCUACCAAAUAAUGCAUCUUUCUUAUCAUGACAUCACCUUGCAAUAAUGUUUGCAAUCUAUUAAUGCUGUACAGGGCUUGCAGCACUAAACUGAAUGACCACCAGCUUUAGCAGCCUAUUACGGGACCUGGAAUCAAUGGAGGAAAAGGAAAAAUAUUAUUCACUACUGAACUUUGACCUUACAUUUUGUGUAGGGUUACCUCCCUCCCCUCUAUGCUGCAGGAAUUGCCUGCAGGCAUCGUCUUCAUUGGAGAUUUGAGACUGAUAUUCAAUAAUAGAUGUUUUUGGCUUUUUGUCUUUUUCUUUUCUUUUUUUUUUUUGAAACCUAGCAUUUCAAUAAUUUAAUGAAAACAAAAUCAAAAGCACUGACGUUUUUACAUUUUUAUAGCAUUGUUUUGUAUAUAAUGUAUAUUUAUAAUCAAAACAAAUGUAAAUAGGUUUUAUUUCUUCUUAUGUCAUGUUUUUAAUGUGCUAG
This is a messenger RNA of Pelobates cultripes (western spadefoot toad), 19184 nucleotides long. The record is from the annotation of a GenBank genome assembly. NCBI's taxonomy places the organism in Eukaryota, Metazoa, Chordata, Amphibia, Anura, Pelobatidae.